GGGCAAAGGUGACCGUUGUAUUUGAAAACAUGGACCCUAACAAAGUGGAUGAAGCAUCUGACGAUAUGAGUGGUGAUGGAGAAAUGGCAUCUGUCAUGGGAUUCUCUGGGUUUGGUAAGAAGGCCCGCACAUUUGACCUUGAUGCCAUUUUUGAAUCGACACGUCGCACAGCCAUUGAGAGGACUCAGCGUGUAUUAGAGGAGCGGCAGAAGGUUGAAGAGAUGGAGGAGAAAGGGGAAAGCUCCAAAUCAGUAAAGCCAUCAGUCCACACCCAGAGAGACAAACCUGCAGCGGCUGCUUUCAGGAGAAAACAGGAGAGUGACAGCAGCAGUGACAGUGGGUCUGACUCGGACUCAGACUCGGAGCUUAUUGGUCCUCCGCUGCCUCCCCAAUACAAAGCCGAGGGAGGUGAUGAUGAACGUUCCCGAGUUCCUGGUCCAUCAGGCAGCACGGCUCAGAGUGAUGAUGAUGACGAUGAUGACGACGACGACGAGGGACAAGAUGAUGAUGAUAACCCAGUGAAGAAGAUUCCAGACACCCACGAGAUCACUCUUCAGCACGGCACCAGGACGGUAUCGGCCCUUGCCUUAGACCCCUCUGGAGCCCGUCUGGUUACCGGUGGUUACGACUACGAUGUGCGCUUCUGGGACUUUGCUGGGAUGGACCAGGCUCUGCAGGCCUUCAGAUCCCUCCAGCCCUGUGAGUGCCAUCAGAUCAAGGCCCUGCAGUACAGCAACACUGGUGAUGUCAUCCUGGUGGUUUCUGGCAAUGCACAGGCCAAGGUGUUGGACCGCGAUGGCUUCAAUGUCAUGGAGUGUGUGAAGGGAGACCAGUACAUCGUGGACAUGGCCAAAACCAAGGGCCACACAGCUAUGCUGAAUAGUGGCUGUUGGCAUCCGAAGAUUAAAGAAGAGUUCAUGACCUGCUCCAAUGAUGG
Molecule: messenger RNA, 937 nt
Organism: Notothenia coriiceps (black rockcod)
Lineage: Eukaryota; Metazoa; Chordata; Actinopteri; Perciformes; Nototheniidae
Product: WD repeat-containing protein 70-like
Exons: 9
Cellular component (GO): nucleus; site of double-strand break
Molecular function (GO): protein binding
Source: RefSeq, a predicted model, not a curated record